This is a messenger RNA of Rana temporaria (common frog), 1495 nucleotides long. RefSeq names its product voltage dependent anion channel 2 (gene VDAC2). Gene Ontology annotation, biological process: monoatomic anion transmembrane transport. The record is from RefSeq and is a predicted model, not a curated record. Bases 115 to 966 code for a protein of 283 amino acids. Gene Ontology annotation, molecular function: voltage-gated monoatomic anion channel activity. Gene Ontology annotation, cellular component: mitochondrial outer membrane. The transcript is spliced from 9 exons. NCBI's taxonomy places the organism in Eukaryota, Metazoa, Chordata, Amphibia, Anura, Ranidae.
GGGUCUGGGUGGGUCGUGUGGGCGGAGCUGGGUAGUGACAGUCUCUCGGUCUCCUUCACUUCGCCCUCCAGCAGCACGCACCGGCCAGGCCGCACACAGCUCUACACAGUCAAGAUGGCCGUUCCUCCUUCCUAUGCUGACCUUGGCAAAUCUGCCAGAGAUAUCUUCAACAAAGGAUAUGGUUUUGGGCUGGUGAAACUUGAUGUCAAGACCAAGUCUGAGAGUGGAGUGGAAUUCACUACAUCCGGCUCCUCAAACACAGAUUCUGGUAAAGUGAACGGCAGCUUAGAGACCAAAUACAAAUGGGGAGAAUACGGCCUGACUUUCACAGAGAAAUGGAACACUGACAACACCUUGGGGACUGAAAUUACCAUUGAAGACCAGAUUGCAAAAGGCCUUAAGCUAACAUUUGACACAACCUUUUCACCAAACACAGGGAAGAAGAGUGGGAAGGUCAAGGCUGCUUACAAACGCGAGUUUGUAAACCUGGGUUGUGAUGUGGACUUUGAUUUUGCUGGUCCUGCCAUUCAUGGCUCGGGGGUGGUAGGUUACGAAGGUUGGCUAGCCGGUUAUCAGAUGACCUUUGACAGUGCCAAAUCCAAGCUGACCAAGAAUAACUUUGCAGUUGGCUACAAGACAGGAGACUUCCAGCUCCAUACUAAUGUCAAUGACGGAUCGGAAUUUGCUGGUUCCAUCUACCAGAAAGUCAGUGACAAACUGGAGACCUCAGUUAACCUGGCCUGGACAGCUGGAAACAAUAGCACCCGCUUUGGCGUUGCUACCAAAUAUCAACUGGAUUCUAAUGCAGCCGUCUCUGCAAAGGUGAACAAUGCCAGUCUUAUUGGUGUAGGCUACACCCAGACCCUCAGGCCAGGGGUGAAAUUGACGCUCUCUGCGCUGGUAGAUGGAAAGAACAUUAAUUCUGGUGGCCACAAACUUGGCUUGGGUCUGGAUCUAGAGGCUUAGGCACCUUCUUUCUACCGCCUGCAAGCAACGCCAAGGGAUAUCCAGGAAAUUGGCCUUACCUACAUCUUUGUUUUCAGUACCAUAACCAGCAACUAUUAUAUUUUGCCUCCCUCUGUUUGUCCCCAAUCCAUUUCUGACAUAGGACAGGAGCUAUUUCAAGGUAGCUGUUGAUAUCUGGAUGAGCCUAGUUACAUUUGCCUGGUAACCCUCCUCUAUGGGAUCCUACAGAGAAGCGCUCCCCCCUUACACGUUAUUUAAUGUGUAUUUAACUAUUUUUGUAGUGCUUCCCACCCAUAAUGGUGACCUAGACCUCUGAUUUAAGGGAAACACAAAAUUGUACAUGUGUAUGCAUGUUUGUUUUUAUGUUCCUUUUUAACAUUUGAUACUGCAAAGUUCUCAGCAGGAUCGGAGCCGUAGAUGAGAUCACCCAGAGGGACAGCAGUUUUCAGUAAAUCACCUUUAUUUUGUGAGGAUUUUUGAUAUCCCCUACUGUAAGAAUCAUGAAUAAAAACAAAACUUACAUGUGCAA